AUGACGACGACGACGACGACGACGACGAAAACGACGACGACGAGAGCGCUCUCUUUUUCUCUCCUCUUCUUCUUUUUUUUGGGAAGUUUGCGCUUUGAGGAGGCGAACGCGUACUCGCAUUCAACGACAUCAUCGGAUGCGUCUUCAACGGACCCGGAGUAUUACUGCGUCGGCGUCUGCGAAACCUCCGUGGCGGAUGCAGCCUGCGGCGGAGACGCGGCGAAUCAACGCACCACGGAGUGCAACGCGUACGACAGCACGAGCGCGGACAAGAUAACGUUGAGCCAAGUCGGCGCGAGCGCAUUGACUGAUGUGAAAGGGUUCGUUGGGUGCAAGGAAACGUCCUGCGCGAGUUAUUGCGCGAUGUCCGGGGUCACUUCGGAAAUUCCGUUCAAGUUAAUGAAUCUCGAUGGAAGGAACGUCAUCUGCGUGGUCAGUGGGAAAACGAUGUUCAUGACCGAAUCUCAAGCGGUGAUGCACGCGUACUCGAAAGGGUGCACGGGAGCGCACGCGAUGGGCGAUCCCGCGAUGUACAUGGCAGGGGCGACGCACACGGCGUGCGAUCACAGCGAUGCUACGACGACGACGAGUGGUGCUGCGUAUUCUUCGACGAUGAUGUCGCAAAAUGCGUUGGCGGUUUCUUCGGCGUGCGUCGCCUCGCUCGUCGCGCUGCUCCUGCUGGCGUGUUGA
Messenger RNA from Bathycoccus prasinos, 690 nucleotides. RefSeq lists its product with no specific name. NCBI's taxonomy places the organism in Eukaryota, Viridiplantae, Chlorophyta, Mamiellophyceae, Mamiellales, Bathycoccaceae. The transcript has a single exon. The record is from RefSeq and is a predicted model, not a curated record. The coding region runs from base 1 to 690 and encodes 229 amino acids.